AUGAUGGAUCUGUCAAAUAUUCCCCGAACUUCUAUGUCCCAUAGUGGUCCCAUACGUGCCAACAUCUCUUCCAUGCGUGAUGUUGUACUGGUCCAGCGCAGACAUCCACCGCAUCUCCUCUGCGCCGCAUCGCUCAAGCCACUUUUUGACCUCCAAAUCGGUCUCUUCCUCGCAGAUGCAGCUCAUGUUCACAGUCCAACUGGAGGCCAGGGUUUGAAUACUAGCAUCCAAGACUCUUUCACUCUUGGCUGGAAGCUUUCCCUCGUUGUCAAAGGACUCGCCCCUCCCUCUCUUCUCGAUACUUACUCAGAAGAGCGACUUCCGGUGGUCUCAGAAAUGCUGAAGCAGACCACUAAGCUGCUCAACGGAAUGGCGAAAGCUUCAAAGGAUGGUACCUGGAACCGUUCUGGCCCGGCUCUUCGAUUGGGCAUCAAUUACCGAUGGAGUUCAAUUGUGCUUGACCAGGUGAAGAAAACUGAGUCUACUGCGCAAGACAGCAUCGACGAGAGAUCCAACUCAUACGGUGUCGGCGUCAAUAGUGAUCUGCAAGCGGGUGAUAGAGCACCAGAUUCGUCAGACCUUAUCCCUCUCCGCCCGGAUUUGAUGGGCAAGAGGAGCUCAUUGUUCCGCGAUGUUUUCGGGACCUCCUACCACACGGUCCUUAUCUUUGCACAACUAGUGGAUACGAAGGCGUCACUCCAGCGUGUUGCAAGUUAUCCAAAGGACGUCCUUCGAAUCGCCGUCGUUGUUCCAUCGCAACAGGCAGUUCCCAUUGACUUACCUGAUCACGUCAAUUUGGUUUUUGAAGAUCGCGAAGGCCAUGCUCAUGAAGCCUAUACUGGGCGGAAGUGUGGUGUUGUCGUUGUGAGACCAGACGGGGUAGUGGGUGCCAUGGCAAAAGAUCCACAGUGGUUGGACCGUUACUUCAAGGGAAUACUACUUGACCCAUCCAAACUAUAG
This is a messenger RNA of Laccaria bicolor S238N-H82, 960 nucleotides long. RefSeq lists its product as uncharacterized. Bases 1 to 960 code for a protein of 319 amino acids. The record is from RefSeq and is a predicted model, not a curated record. Gene Ontology annotation, molecular function: FAD binding. The transcript is spliced from 3 exons. NCBI's taxonomy places the organism in Eukaryota, Fungi, Basidiomycota, Agaricomycetes, Agaricales, Hydnangiaceae.